This is a messenger RNA of Condylostylus longicornis, 1106 nucleotides long. RefSeq lists its product as uncharacterized. The transcript has 4 exons. Bases 227 to 1078 code for a protein of 283 amino acids. The record is from RefSeq and is a predicted model, not a curated record. NCBI's taxonomy places the organism in Eukaryota, Metazoa, Arthropoda, Insecta, Diptera, Dolichopodidae.
AUAAAUGUUUACUAAAAAUUAAGAUUCAUUCUAAAAAAAAAAUACAUACACACUAUGAAUUUCUUAGUGACUCAAUGACAAUGAUAACAACAUCGAAUUGAAAAUUUACAAAAUUUACUGUUAAAACAAAAGUGUAUAAAAUUAAAAUUACAUAUGUUUAGUGAUAAUUGAAAAAGAAUUUAAAAAUAUAAUCAGUUUAAAAAUUUUAAUUUAGCAAUUAAAUAUAAUGAGAAAACCUGAACCUAUUUUAAUUGUAAUUUUUAUACUUUCAAGUAUUGCAUUAGCAAUAAAUGUGACAAGUAUUGCCACUGAUGAAUGGAUAAUAUCAACUGCAACAUAUUCACUCGCUUCCAAACCUAGUCUUAUUAAUUAUGGUUUGUUUGCAGGUUUUUUGGAAAAUUAUUUAAUUUCAAAUCCUUUUAAAUAUUUACUUACAGCAACUUGCAAUUAUAGCGAAGGAAAAUGUAUGUACAGUUGUCAUAAAACAUCAGAAAAACGACAAGAAGAAAUAAUAAAAAUAAUAAAUCAUGAAAAUUUAGAACCUUGUGAUCCGAACACCGAAAACUCAUUUUUCCAUUUCCAAUUAAAAAAUGGAAAUAUUAAAGAAAAAGCUAAUAAAAAAGAUUUAUUAAAUGAUAAUCAUUUUAUUGGUUCCGGUUAUUGGGUAUGCACUGUAACUUGUCUCAUAAUAACAUUAAUAUUUUCAACAACUGGAUGUAUUUUCUCAAUUAUAAAUUGCUUUUGGAGUCCAGUUGAACCUAUACUAAAUAUUUUUGGAUUAUUCAUAUGGAAUGGAAUAGCAGCUGGUUUUGGAUUUUUAACAAUGAUCAUUUGGGGAAUAUUAUAUGAAACAACAUUAAAAUAUAAUGUUGCAAUAACCGAUACACUAAGAUAUCCAGAUCCAUAUUCUUCAGAUGGUUUAUCAAACUUAGGAUAUUCAUAUUUUAUAUUAUUGGCUGAAAUUUCAUUUAGUUUAAUUAAUAUUGGUUUAUUAGUUUUGAGAAAUUAUCUAUUAAGUAAAAUACCACCACCAGUUAUUAUUGAUACAGGUGUUGAUACAAUGUUAACAUUUUAUUAAAUUAAAUUUUAAUAAAUAUAAAAUCUUA